AUGCUCCUUGGAUGUUUGUAUCCGGCCGGUCCGACUUCAGGAAAUUGGAUGAAUGACGGUCGCAUUCGGUGGCUCGUCACUUUCACACGACCUGAGACAGCCGCUAUCCUAAUGGCCUUUAAUUAUUGCCGGUCUCAUUGCCUCGAAGGAGCACUUGCAAGACUUGCUAUUAGUUUGGCGUGGGCAUUUCUCAGCAUCUCGUUACCGUACAUCAUUGCCUCGCGUACACUUGCUUUUCGCCAUUUGUCAGGAGAUCAAUGGGCCUUUUGCCUGUGA
Penicillium riverlandense is the source of this 276-nucleotide messenger RNA. RefSeq lists its product as uncharacterized. NCBI's taxonomy places the organism in Eukaryota, Fungi, Ascomycota, Eurotiomycetes, Eurotiales, Aspergillaceae. The coding region runs from base 1 to 276 and encodes 91 amino acids. The record is from RefSeq and is a predicted model, not a curated record. The transcript has 2 exons.